Tuber melanosporum (Perigord truffle) is the source of this 552-nucleotide messenger RNA. RefSeq lists its product as uncharacterized. Gene Ontology annotation, biological process: proteasome-mediated ubiquitin-dependent protein catabolic process. Gene Ontology annotation, molecular function: proteasome-activating activity; ATP hydrolysis activity; ATP binding. The transcript is spliced from 2 exons. NCBI's taxonomy places the organism in Eukaryota, Fungi, Ascomycota, Pezizomycetes, Pezizales, Tuberaceae. Gene Ontology annotation, cellular component: proteasome regulatory particle, base subcomplex. The record is from RefSeq and is a predicted model, not a curated record. Bases 1 to 552 code for a protein of 183 amino acids.
AUGAAAGACGAAAACUUAAAAUUCCUCCACAAGGGAUCAAAUACAACGAGCGAGCGAGCGAGUAGCCGACACAACGAAAACGAAAGGAACCGGCUGGUCAAAGAUGGUGAAUCUAUAAAACAUCAGAAACGAAACAAUUCUCGCGGGGCGCCCAAGAAUGUCUCCCUGAAGGACAUUAGCGAUAUAGAAGAGGCCAUCAACGACCUUUCGGAGCUUGUCGUCAUGCCCCUACGAGUAGCCCACCCAGAGGUUUACUUGCAUAUCGGAGUGCACACGCCUCGCGGUGUGGUACCUCUCCACGGACCGCCUAGCUACGGUAAAACUAUGCUAGCAAACGCUAUUGCCGGAGAGGUUGGGCUACCGUUUAUCGCUAUUUCUGCCCCCUCAGUCGCAUCAGGAAGUCUGGAGAAUCGGGAAAGAAGGUACAAGAACUCUUCGAGAAAAGAGGGACAACACCCAGCUAAAAAUGGAAAGAAUUGUUGCCCAGAUGUUGACUUGUAUGGGCGAUCUUACAUUGGUGAAAACCGGCGGGCAACCUGCCGCGGUCACUAG